Engraulis encrasicolus (European anchovy) is the source of this 1197-nucleotide messenger RNA. RefSeq names its product growth hormone secretagogue receptor type 1-like. The record is from RefSeq and is a predicted model, not a curated record. Gene Ontology annotation, molecular function: G protein-coupled peptide receptor activity. Lineage: Eukaryota; Metazoa; Chordata; Actinopteri; Clupeiformes; Engraulidae. The transcript is spliced from 4 exons. Gene Ontology annotation, biological process: G protein-coupled receptor signaling pathway. Bases 1 to 1197 code for a protein of 398 amino acids. Gene Ontology annotation, cellular component: plasma membrane.
AUGGAAGCCGCACUAGAGCCUAGCAGCACCGGCUCCGGGUCAGCCUGCCAGUACUCCGCCAACUCCGGCUGCUGGAACUCCUCCUCCUCUUACUGGGAGUACUGGAAUUCCUCCUCCCCUGGCUACUGGGAAUACUGGGACGAGGACGAUGACUACUGGAGCCAGUCCCAGUCGCUCUUCAGCGACACGGAGCUGGUGGUGGUGACGUCGCUGUGCGUGCCGCUGCUGCUGCUGGGCCUGGCGGGCAACGCGCUGACCAUCCUGGUGGUGUGGCGCUGCCCGCAGAUGCGCAGCACCACCUACCUCUACCUGGGCAGUAUGGCCGUGUCGGACAUCCUCAUCCUCCUCCUCAUGCCCCUCGACCUCUACAAGCUGUGGCGCUACAGGCCGUGGUUGCUAGGCGAGGCGGUGUGCAAGUUGUCUAUGUUUGCCAGCGAGUGCUGCACCUUCUCCUCCAUCCUGCACAUGACGGCGCUGGGGGCGGAGCGCUACCUGGCCGUCUGCUUCCCACUCAGGGCCCGCCUCCUGGUCACCAGGGGGCGUGUCCGGGUGCUGCUGGCCGGCCUGUGGGGCGUGGCCAUCGCCUGUGCCGCACCCGUACUGGCCAUGGUGGGCGUGGAACAGCUGGAGGUGGGUGGCGAGGAGGGAGGGGUGUCGGAGUGUCGCUGUACCCAGGAGGCAGUGGACUCGGGGCUGCUGGUGGCCAUGCUGUGGCUGUCUAACCUCUACUUCCUGGUGCCGCUGGGCCUGCUCUCGCUGCUCUACGGCCUCAUCGCGCGGCGCCUCUUCCUGCGCAGGCUGACGCACCGUGACCGCGGCCAUCGGCAGACACUGAGGAUGAUGGUGGUGAUCGUGGUUGCCUUUGUCCUGUGCUGGCUGCCGUUCCACGUGGGGCGCACCCUCUUCACCAUGUCGUCCGACUCCAGCCCGGAGCUGUACAGCGUCUCGCAGUAUCUCAACCUGGUCUCCUUCGUGCUCUUCUACCUGAGUGCCGCCAUCAACCCGCUGCUCUACAACACCAUGUCGGCCCGGUACCGCGCCUGCGUGCGGGGCUUGCUGGCCCUGGCACACAGCCCCACCGGAGGAGGUGGAGGAGGAGGCGGAGGAGGCACCUCAGAGGGCACCAGCAGGGGCCUGGGCAUCACCACCCGGAGCCAGCUCACACCACAACACUCACACUCCAGCACACACAUCUAG